AUGGAUGUUCCCAACCCACCAACAUACAACACCCUUGUUGUCCGUCCUCAUAUUGCUGUUACAGCAGAGGAUCGCGAUGCAGUAUUAAAGUCAGUCGAGUACAAUCUUUUUGCGUUUCCAGCGGCUUUGGUAACUAGCGACUUCUUGUCAGACUCGGGUACUUCAGCGAUGACGGAUAUUCAAUGGGCAGCGAGUAAGUUUUGUCUUCUUAAGAUUUCCUUAAAUGACAGUAAAAUCCCAUGUGAUGGCUCGCUAGUGAGAAAGAACUUGGGAAUUGAAGAUUACGGUACGCGAACGAGAGUGUUUUAUUCUACCGGGUAUUGUAUAUUCUCAAACAAGGAGGCAAUUAGGGACUAAGUUUCUUUAACAAAUUUGAAUUAGCCGUGAACUACAUACUAAUAGAAACUUUGCAGUGCUUCGAGGCGAUGAAAGCUAUGGACGCAAUUGGGGAUACUAUUGUCUCCUGGAUGCUUUCCGUGACAUCUUCGAACGAGGGAAUGCUCGAGAAAACAUCUACCGAGAUGUUUUAGCAGGCAUUGCUGAUUCCCGUUUCUUUUUGAACGAGCUUCUAAAAGAGCACACUGGGGGUUUCGUAAACGGGGGUCCGGCUCAACUCAUGCGUCCAAACUUCUUUCUCGUGCCUCAAGGAAGAUGUGCAGAGGCGCUCCUUUUUUCAACAUUAGGGGCAUCCAUGGACCGAAAACGUGAACCAAGACAACAAAUACAACAUGUCAUUAUUAGCAACGGCUUUUUUGAUACCACCAGUGCCAACAUUUCUAUCGCUGGAUUUGAGACCAAGGCAUUCCCUCAACUGGGGUUAAUCGAUCCAUAUCCGAUUAAUUUAGUUGGAAUCGAAAAUCCAUUCAAGGGAAACCUAGAUUCGGCAAGUACCGCAGAAUAUCUUGAAAACAACAGUCACCGAAUAACCAUGAUUCUCCUGACAAUAACCAACAACUGGGCCGCCGGCCAACCCGUGUCCAUGGCAAACAUAAAAGCGACAUACGAUUUAGCGAGAAAACACGAGAUCCCCCUUUUCUUCGACGCAUGCCGUUUCGCCGAGAACGCCAAGUUUAUCCAGGACUUCGAACCGGGCUGCAAAGAUAAAAACAUUCCACAAGUUGUGCGAGAGAUGUUCUCGUAUGCUGAUGGAUUCACGAUCUCGCUUAAGAAGGACGGGCUUGCAAAUAUGGGUGGGGCCCUCUGUUUUCGUGAUGGAGGUCUUUUCGCAAAGAAGUUUCCAGAUAUUGGUAUUGAGUUGGAGGAGCGGCAGAUUGUGUGUUACGGAAAUGACUCGUAUGGCGGAAUGAGUGGUCGGGAUAUCAUGGCUGCUUGUGUGGGAUUGUAUGAAGUUACCAAAGAGUCCUAUCUUAGCAGUCGAAUUGGCCAAGUAAGGAGCUUUGCUGAGAAGUUGGUUGCACAAGGAAUUCCGGUCCUAUUACCACCGGGUGGACAUGCUAUCUUUUUGGAUAUGGAUAGAUUCUUUGACGGGUGUGGUAGAUCUUAUGGCGAAUUUGCUGGACUUGGAUUCGUGAUUGAGUUGUUGAUGCAUUACGGUAUUCGCGCGAUGAAAGCAGGGCCUUGGGGUGUCAGUAUACUUUCUGCUUGUAAGGGAGUAUCGCUGACUUUACUUGCAGUGGCAAUGGGAUAGAAAAAGCGAGCAAGAUCGCCAUCACAUCCCCAACCUUGUGAGGUUUGCUGUUCCACGCCAUGUCAUGAACAAUGAGCAUAUCGAGUACACCGUGGCAGCGGUGACACAGCUAUACAAAAGAAGACAUAAUAUUCCAGGGGUAUGUGUCUCAAAACUGUUGCCCCGUAUGCUUGAGCUCCACUGAUUGACCCGAUGUUUGCCAGGUGAAAAUUGUUAGAGAGAAAGAUCUUCGAAUUAGACACUUUUCCUGUAGCAUGGAGCCAUUACCAGUGCAGAACUCAUCUAGUAACAGUGAUGAGCCAGGCACUUUUCUUGCAGCCGCCAAAAGCGACUUGUCGAACCUCUGCUCUUCCCUCGGACUCAAUGGCAGCUGGCAGCAGCUCGACGAAGCUCUGGAACUCGCGAUGCACCCUUGGGGAACAAAUAAGAUUUCCAGUCAAAAGAACGGCUAG
Hymenoscyphus albidus is the source of this 2100-nucleotide messenger RNA. The record is from the annotation of a GenBank genome assembly. Lineage: Eukaryota; Fungi; Ascomycota; Leotiomycetes; Helotiales; Helotiaceae.